AAAUAAAAUCGGAGCACAUUUUGUUGAUAUAUAUAUUAUAAAUAUAAUGAUGCAUUAUAGUAGAAAAAUAGUAUCUUUAUUUAUGAUGGUGAAUUCUAGUCUUGUGUUACUUAUAUUGGCUGUUAUUUGGGCGGCAUUUCCUGCAAAAAUGGCGUUGCACCACCGUGCACCACCACUAGGAUCAACCGUUCCUCAGCAGGUGCAUAUUUCAAUGGUGGGAAAUGAUCGAAUGAGAAUAUCAUGGAUCACUCAAGAUCCAGCUCCUUCUAUAAUAGAGUAUGGUUUGUCAUCAACAACAUAUGAUACUACAAAUAAUGGAAGUUCUACAACUUAUAAGUAUGUCUUGUACAAAUCGGGCCAAAUUCAUGAGGUAGUCAUUGGGCCUCUUAAGCCCAAUACUAUUUAUUACUACCGUUGUGGUGGAGAUACUUCUCGUGAGUUCACUUUCAAGACUACACCAUCUCAAUUGCCCAUUAAAUUUGCUGUCAUAGGUGAUUUAGGUCAAACAAAUUGGACGAAUUCAACACUCGAACAUAUCCCACAAGCCAACUAUGACAUGUUGUUACUACCAGGAGACUUGUCCUAUGCGGAUUAUUGGCAGCCGAGUUGGGACUCAUUUGGUCGCCUUGUAGAACCCUUGGCUAGCCGAAGGCCUUGGAUGGUGACUCAAGGGAACCAUGAGGUUGAAAAGAUACCGAUCGUUCAUAAUACACCGUUUACUUCUUACAAUGCUCGAUGGCACAUGCCUUUCGAGGAGAGUGGUUCUCAAUCUAACCUAUAUUACUCCUUCGAUGUGGCUAGUCAAGUUCACGUCAUUAUGCUUGGUUCCUACACCGACUUUAGCCUAGGCUCAAGCCAGUAUAGUUGGCUCGAGCGUGAUCUAAAGAAGAUUGAUAGGGCGAAGACUCCAUGGGUUGUGGUCGUAUUCCAUGCACCUUGGUACAAUUCUAACAUAGCUCAUGUAGGCGAGUUUGAAUCCAUCGGUAUGAAACAAUCCAUGGAGAAAUUAUUGUUUGACGCAAAAGUUGAUGUGAUUUUUACUGGCCAUGUCCAUGCUUAUGAACGUUUCACUCGAGUAUAUGAUGGAAAACCUAACAAGUGUGGCGCUGUACAUAUCACCAUUGGGGACGGAGGCAAUCGUGAAGGCCUAGCUACAAGUUUUGUCGAUCCAAAACCAGAGAUCUCUAUAUUUAGAGAAGCAAGUUUUGGGCAUGGACAAUUUGAAGUUGUAAACUCAACUCAUGCUCAAUGGACAUGGCACAAGAAUGUAGAUGAUAUAUCUGUAGCAGGGGAUUCAGUUUGGUUAACUACCCUUAUUUCUGAUCCAGAUUGUAAGCCACAAUACUUGGACUAGGCCAAGCAUUCUGGACAAUUAUGUUA
Messenger RNA from Amaranthus tricolor (Joseph's coat), 1380 nucleotides. Its product is annotated as probable purple acid phosphatase 20. Lineage: Eukaryota; Viridiplantae; Streptophyta; Magnoliopsida; Caryophyllales; Amaranthaceae. Gene Ontology annotation, molecular function: metal ion binding; acid phosphatase activity. The record is from RefSeq and is a predicted model, not a curated record. The transcript is spliced from 5 exons. The coding region runs from base 47 to 1354 and encodes 435 amino acids.